This is a messenger RNA of Morone saxatilis (striped sea-bass), 1962 nucleotides long. RefSeq names its product kinesin heavy chain-like. The record is from RefSeq and is a predicted model, not a curated record. Gene Ontology annotation, biological process: microtubule-based movement. Gene Ontology annotation, molecular function: microtubule motor activity; ATP binding; microtubule binding. Bases 170 to 1366 code for a protein of 398 amino acids. The transcript has 12 exons. Lineage: Eukaryota; Metazoa; Chordata; Actinopteri; Moronidae.
UUCAAAGACGGUGAUCAGACUGGAAUCCGCAUCCUCACCGGAGACCUGGUUCUGAACCGUUGGGAUCUAAAUCUGUGUCUGUCCGGGUCCGAUUCUGUGUGGUCUGUGCGGUGUGUGCGGUCUGUGUGCUCUGUGCGGUGUGUGCGGUGUUUCCCGGACGGUGUCGGUGAUGGUGGACGCGGUGGAGUGCGGGGUGUGCGGGGUGAAGGUGAUGUGUCGCUUCAGGCCGCUGAACGACGCGGAGCGGGGCCGCGGAGACAAAUUCAUUCCCAAAUUCAACGGAGAGGACACGGUGGUGGUCGCGGGGAAGCCGUAUGUGUUUGACAGAGUCCUUCCUCCAAACACUGAACAGGUUCAGGUGUACGACACCUGUGCCAGACAGAUCGUCAAAGAUGUGUUGGGAGGAUACAACGGGACCAUAUUUGCUUACGGUCAGACGUCGUCUGGAAAGACUCACACCAUGGAGGGGAACCUGCAUGACCCUCGUCUGAUGGGAAUCAUCCCCCGUAUCUCCAGAGACAUCUUUGACCACAUCUACUCCAUGGACGAGAACCUGGAGUUCCACAUCAAGAUAGUCCAUCAGAAACAGCUGAGUCGUCUCCGGGACGAGAUUGAGCAGAAGCAGAGAAACGUCGACCAACUCAAAGAUGUGAAUCAGGCUCUGCAGCUGGAGAACAGGAAGCUUCAGUCUGAUUUUGACAAACUGAGAGCUGAGGAUCAGAACAAAGACCACAAACUCCAAAAACUGCUGUUCCUGAAUGAGAAGAGAGAACAAGCCAAAGAGGACCUGAAGGGUCUGGAGGAGACUGUGGCCAAAGAGCUUCAGACACUGAACAACCUUCGUAAAGUCUUCAUCGAGGACCUCGGCACCCGAGUCAAGAAUAGUUCAGAGAACGACUGCGACGAGGCCGGGGGAAGUCUGGCUCAGAGACAGAGGAUCAUUUUCUUAGAAAACAACCUUGAGCAGCUCAGCAAGGUCCACAAACAGCUGGUGCGGGACAAUGCUGACCUUCGCUGUGAGCUGCCAAAGCUGGAGAAGCGUCUGCGGGCCACAGCAGAGCGAGUGAAGGCUCUGGAAGCCGCUCUGAGAGAUGCCAAGGAGUCGGCCGUGAGGGACCGCAAACGCUACCAACAGGAAGUGGACCGAAUCAAAGAGGCUGUCCGGUCCAAGAACGUCUCCAGGAGAGGACACUUUGCUCAGAUAGCCAAACCAAUCAGAGCAGGACAUCAGCAUCAUCAGCACCCGUCCCCCUCUGCAUCCAUCAGGCCAACCGUCCGAGGAGGAGGCGCAACGUCCAGUCCACGUCAUCACUCCUCCCGGCAGCAACCACAGCAACCACAACCCCAUCAGAGCCACAGCAAGUAAGGUACAGGCAGCACAUGACUCCGGAUCAGUUUCCUUUUCUGUGGAUUUGGGGAUUUUGGAACUCCAAUGCUCUCACCACUCUGCCUUUACUGGAACCGUUUCUACUACUUUCCACCUUAACAGCCAUUCCACCUUAACAGCCAACAAGUGCUUUCUUUCCUUCUCUGAUUCUGUUCAACUGUCUGACCAGAUACAUUCAGUCAGAGUUUAAUGUGUUAAAAAAUGACUUAAAUAAGAAGUUUAAUAAGUUAACUCAGGGUUUUUAUCUGAAGUUAACAGAGGCCUGUACUACGUGGUAACCCCAACACCCGCUGUGAGCACAUUCACGUAAAAGAAUCUGACCAUACACAAACAUGGAGAAGUCAGAGUGAAGAAAAAACUUUAAUUAAAAUAAUCAAGACUAAGGGCCUGUGUUUGUGUCUUGACAUUAUUUUACAUGAGGGCAACCUCAGUGACUCUUCGAGUGGCUGCCAAAGAAUGUUUUUUUAGAAAAAAUGACACAAUAAUAAAUUAACUCUUUAAAACUGCAAUUAGAACCACGUUUUACAUGCAAUAUGUAAUUUCUGCCACUAGGGGGUCUCUCACAUCCAAACAAU